AUGGACAUGCUAGGAGAGAUUGUAGAGCAUGAAAUAGAGGCCCCAAAGCCCCCACAAAUGACGGCUAAAACGGGGUUUCCAGAUUUGAAUAAGCUAAAAGAAAAGAAGGUAUCGAGAUGGAAGCAGAGACAAGAAUCUAAAAAAGUUCCAGACGAACAACAUUCAAAGCCAAUGGUCAGUAAACCUAUAUCAGAAGCUGAAAAGAUCCAUCAGGAAAAUUUGAACAAAAUAUCACAAAUGACCAACGAGGAAAUUGAACAAGAACAGGCAGAGUUAUUGAAUGGAUUGGAUCCAAAUCUUAUCAAGAGUCUCUUGAAAAGAACCGAAAAGAAAGAAAAAAGUAGCAAAAACUGUUGUGGUGAUGAUAAUGAAGGGCAUGUGCAUGCAGAAGGGUUCAGCGGAUGGAUAGGUGGCGGUAGAGCUAAUGAUAAAUGGGCGGAUGUUACGCUAUUAGAUGAAGAAGAUGUCGAUAAGGCAUUAGGAAUUAACCGUUUAAGCUUAGAAAAUGAUCUUAAACUGGAUGAGCAAGAAAAAGAAUCUCGAGCGGAUGCCAAAUCUAAAUCUGUGAGGUUUGAAGAAGUAGCCACUGUGAAAUAUGAAGAUUUAGAUGAGAAUGUUGAGUUGGAUCCUAAUGGAUGGGAAGACGUAGAAGAUGUAAAUGAUUUAAUUACGGGUGACAUAGAUGAAGUAGCACACGAGGAUUAUCAAUUAGUGAACGAUUCAGAUGAUGAAAAAGAAGGCUCCUCUGUUCAUUUUCCAAAGCCAAUACAGGCUAGUACUAAUAACGAAAAACUUGAUCUAAACGAUCCUGAUUUCUAUGAUAAAUUACAUGAGAAAUAUUUCCCUGAUUUACCAAAAGAAACGCAUAAGUUAUCGUGGAUGACGGAGCCAUUACCUAAACAAGUUGAUACUACUUAUGAAUCAAUUUCAGAUAUGAGAUUUGAUUUCAAGGGUGAUUUGGUUGAUUUAUUAAAAUCAGAAUCUGCCAAAGAUGAAGUGCCUACAUAUUUAGGGCUACACCAUCAUUCUGAAAAUCCACAUUUACCAGGAUAUACUUUAAGUGAAUUAGUUCACUUGUCGAGGUCUGUUCUUGCAGGUCAGAGGUCCUUUAGUAUACAAAUCUUAGGCAGGAUUUUGCAUAAACUUGGGUUGCAUAAAUAUAAUAUUUUACCAGUAGGAGAAACUGAAGACCAAGAAUUCAAUGAAAAUUUAUCCGAACUUAUGUCAAAUUUUGAAAACUUAAUGUGGGAUUUGAUUGAGGAAUUAAGAAUCAUUGAUUCUUUGACGGAAGCCGCCGAUGAAUCAAAGACUAGAAAUUUAUCAGUAAGAAACUAUGCGAUAGAAGCGCUCUGGUUAUGGAAACAAGGGGGUGGUAGAAAAAAAACUGGAGAUGUCACAGAGAGCAGUGAGUAUAUAGCAUCUAACAUGGCUGAAUAG
Debaryomyces fabryi is the source of this 1437-nucleotide messenger RNA. RefSeq lists its product as uncharacterized. The transcript has a single exon. Bases 1 to 1437 code for a protein of 478 amino acids. NCBI's taxonomy places the organism in Eukaryota, Fungi, Ascomycota, Pichiomycetes, Serinales, Debaryomycetaceae. Gene Ontology annotation, cellular component: nucleus. The record is from RefSeq and is a predicted model, not a curated record. Gene Ontology annotation, biological process: transcription by RNA polymerase II.